AGCCGCCCCCCAAAUCAACCGCCGCAUUCUCUACAACAGAGAAACCAUCGGUUUGCUGCGAUAGUAUCGAGUCACCCAAACCGCCAGACGUCAAAAAGAAACCACCGCAACAAUGAAGCCGGUGUCGUACCUCCUCUUGUUCCUCUCUGCCAUCAUGGGCAUCAGCGCCGUGGACGUACAGAAGUCCUUCAUCGUGUACUUCAACAAGGACACCCCCCAAGACGUUGUCAAUUCCGCUAUGCAGGUGAUCAAGGAUGCCAAGGGCCAGAUCACCCACGAAUAUGAUCUCAUCAAUGGCUUCGCCGCGACCGCCGGGGAGAAGGUGUUUGAUAGCAUGUUCACAUGGGUCCAGUCCAACGGCGGUGCGAUCGAAGAGGACAAAACUUAUUCAACUCAGGGUGAGGGUAACGCACAGAGCGGGGGCUACCGGUACUAGCUGUCUCCGAGAUGUCUUGACAGGCCAUUCGAAAAGAUGGCUGCUAGACGGAUCGGGGUUCUCCCCUUUGCCUCAUCUGCGAAAGAUGGUUGUUUUGGAUGGGAUGGCGUUACAAGAAGAACAACGGAUACAUGACCUGUCUGUCUGGCUAGCGAAUGAUUUUCCUCUGGAUUUUUGGCCGUAUGGAUGAGCAGGAGGGAUAACCUGCAACGAUCUCUCGAGGACUGGGUUGCGGGGUUCACACUGGACACUCGCUCUGCCGAACAAGGUCGAUCAACUUGGCAUUUGGAGUUAUUGGUUGGUACGGAGUUCAAUUCAGGUCCAUUUUACUGCG
This is a messenger RNA of Cryphonectria parasitica EP155, 770 nucleotides long. RefSeq lists its product as uncharacterized. Gene Ontology annotation, molecular function: endopeptidase inhibitor activity. The coding region runs from base 113 to 436 and encodes 107 amino acids. The transcript has 2 exons. The record is from RefSeq and is a predicted model, not a curated record. NCBI's taxonomy places the organism in Eukaryota, Fungi, Ascomycota, Sordariomycetes, Diaporthales, Cryphonectriaceae. Gene Ontology annotation, biological process: vacuole fusion, non-autophagic.